Molecule: messenger RNA, 927 nt
Organism: Protomyces lactucae-debilis
Lineage: Eukaryota; Fungi; Ascomycota; Taphrinomycetes; Taphrinales; Protomycetaceae
Product: exosome complex exonuclease RRP4
Exons: 1
Coding region: 1-927 (308 amino acids)
Biological process (GO): CUT catabolic process; poly(A)-dependent snoRNA 3'-end processing; U4 snRNA 3'-end processing
Cellular component (GO): cytoplasmic exosome (RNase complex); nuclear exosome (RNase complex)
Molecular function (GO): RNA binding
Source: RefSeq, a predicted model, not a curated record
AUGGACCUCGAUGCGGCCGAUGACAAGGCGAAUGGCGAUGAUGCAUUUGCAGCAGCCCGUUCUACCACCAUCCCCGGCGACCUUAUCACAGACGACCCGCAGUUCAUGCGCGGCCACGGAACCUACAUACUCGAUCAAUCAACGCAAAUCAAGUCAUCUCUCAUUGGCACCGUCAGCAGAGUCAAUAAACUGCUGAGCAUCACUCCAUUCAAAUCACGAUUCCUACCAGAGAUUGGAGAUCUAGUGGUUGGCGUUAUCAAGGAAGUCGGUCUCAAACGCUGGAAGGUCGAUAUCGGAGCGCGGCAAGAUGCGAUCCUUCAACUGGCAAGCAUCAAUCUGCCAGGCGGUAUUCAGCGUAGGAAAACAGGGACCGAUGAGUUGGCCAUGCGCAGUUUCUUCGAGGAGGGCGAUCUUCUGCUGGCAGAGGUACAAAACUACUUUGGUGACGGCAGUGUCAGUCUACAUACUCGCUCGCUCAAGUACGGAAAGCUACGCAACGGUCAAUUCGUACGCAUCGCACCGCAACAUGUGCAGCGUUCCAAGACGAGUGCGGUCCAGCUGGGACAGCAUGUUGAUCUUGUGCUUGGAUCAAACGGCUUUUGCCAUGUAUCUCUGCACUCCGAUACUUCUCUGACAGGGAGUGCCAACACGGCAGCCCAGAGCGGCUACAACGCUCACAAUAAUACCACGCAAGAGGCAAGUGAGCGCAUUUACUCAAACAUCAAUGCAGACAUCCCUGCACGCGCACGCGAAGACAUCACCAGAGUCAGGAAUAUAUUACAAGCGCUUGAUAUGGAAGGCAUUCGAAUGGACGCGGCCACCAUGAAGCGCGUCUAUGAAGCUAGUCAAGUCAUCGGCGACGUCUGGGAAAUCAUGUCACCAGACAUGCGCAAACGACUCGCAGCAGAAGCGGCAUUUUCACAAUGA